This is a messenger RNA of Brienomyrus brachyistius, 1382 nucleotides long. RefSeq lists its product as uncharacterized. The coding region runs from base 95 to 1261 and encodes 388 amino acids. Gene Ontology annotation, biological process: mitotic cell cycle checkpoint signaling; establishment of localization in cell; mitotic sister chromatid segregation. Gene Ontology annotation, cellular component: dendrite; nuclear body; kinetochore. The transcript has 10 exons. The record is from RefSeq and is a predicted model, not a curated record. NCBI's taxonomy places the organism in Eukaryota, Metazoa, Chordata, Actinopteri, Osteoglossiformes, Mormyridae.
CCCGUUUUGGUUUUUUUUUAAAGCAGAUGACGUGUCGCGUCCUUUGGCCAAUCAGAUAUGAAAGCUCUUUUGCGGCUCUUUUUGAAAAACAGAAAUGGCGUCAGAAAGGAUCGCUGUGUUGGAGCAGCAAUGGGAAGCUGCUCGAAGAAAUCUUUUAAAUGUGGAGGAUGCUCAAAUGGCUGGGGAAGUGGAGCUUCCGGCCAAAGCAAUGGUGCCCUUUCUAGUUGAUAGCAGGAGGAAGCUGAAAGUAAUGGGCCAGCAGCUGUGUGUGCUGGACUACAUGCUCAAGCUUCUGGAAAGUGUGGAGUCACCAGAGGAGCUGCUGAACAGCUCUUGUCCUAAGGACACAGAUGACUUUGCCUACGCUCAGUGGAAAGCUCUGAAGAAUCAGCACAGAGAGGGCGCACAGGGCGUGCAGGACUGCAUCGUGAGUGUACAAGAAAAAAUGGAGCAGGCAAAUGAAAAGAGAGAGAUGAUCGCCCAGCUGAUGGUUACUUUGGAGAGAAAGAUAGCAGAAGCAAAGGAAAAGGCAAAACAAAAAAUGAAAAUGGACCGAAAGACUGAGAGAGAGGCCAGUGUGAAACUGCAGGAGGUGCAGGCUGCCCAGGAGGCCAGCCAGGAAGGUCUGCGAGUGACCAAGCAGAGGAUUGCAAAUCUUGAGGCCGAGAUAUCCUCCUGCAGUGCCCGCCUGGACAACUGGGUGCUACUCAAAGACCAGCUGCAGCGAUCAGUGCAGGCUACACUGGGCUUGACUGGCUACAGGCUGCAGUGGGUGGGGGAGAAGACGCUGCACAUAGAGCUGUCACCCCAAGCAUGCCGGCCAUCGCUGGGGCACCUGGAGCCCCUCUCUCUCUCACUCACCUGGGAGACCGAUGGAACGUUUGACUUGGAGGUGUUCCAGGGCACUGUGGGAGUUAUCCCCGAGUCCUUACAUGGUCCCAUUUCCCAGGUCAGCGCUACCUUACUGGAGGUUAUGCAGCGCUACCUGAGCCAAGGUGAAAUGCUUGCUGAGAUUCAGAAACUCCACACCAGGUUUGCCAUAGACUGGCAGCCGGCACAGCAAGAGCUGGUUUUCCUGAAGUCGGCGUCGGUUGUGUGCUGCUUCCGUGUCGAUACAGGCUACCCACGCACUGGGAGUGUCACUCUUAUGUCUGUGCGUGGAGAGAAGGGGCUCGUCAGUACUGCCGCUCUGCAGCCCCCACAGGAAAAUCCCUCCCUGACUGAGUGGCUGGAAUACCUUAGCAGCUGUCCGCAUAUUUAACGAACUGUACAAAUCAUGCUUGUAAAUAUUAUUGCAAGAGCGUAUGCAUUGUGUAUCAUUUGCAUCAGUUAUGAGGGAGAGCUAAAUACCCCAUAACAUUAAAAUGUUUUAAAUAUAUUAA